Messenger RNA from Ambispora leptoticha, 2025 nucleotides. The record is from the annotation of a GenBank genome assembly. Lineage: Eukaryota; Fungi; Glomeromycota; Glomeromycetes; Archaeosporales; Ambisporaceae.
AUGGAACCAAAAAACUAUAGUACCAUCAGAAGCAUUUUGAAACAAGAACAAGGCGAGAAAAUUGCUCCUUACGUUUUUAAAUUAUCUGACACCAAAAUCAUUCAAGAAUAUUUGGCUAAAGAGAGAAUUACCUACGAAAUUUACCAACAAUUAUACGUCAAUUCUAAUAAUUCCAAUAGAAGCAUAAAUACAGCUUAUCAAGUUGUUUCUGGACGAAAUCAGCAGGAAUUAAAUCUUAAGAAGCGAGAACUACCAGAAACUUCUGAAGAAUCAAGGAAAAAACGAAAAUAUAAAGAUUGCGGUUGCUCGUCCAAGGUUCCCAAGGAAGCGUUUGCUGAGAUGCGUGAAGCCUUUCAAGCUCUUCCUAAAUCUGAACAAGAUAUAUUUUUAAUGGCCCAACUCAAGGCCAUGGAUGGGGGAGUGACCAAUACUAGUCGACGCUUCAAGAACAGGGCUCGCGUCAAUAAGAGAACCAUUUAUUGCUGGAAUCAUGAUACACCUCUUUGCCAAAAGACUUACCUCAAUAUGCUCGGCAUUGGCCGCAAUUAUUUUGAAAAUAUCCGAAAUCACUUGCUCAAGAAUGGUCUUCUAUCGCGAGUUCACGGCAAUAAUUUUUUGCUAAAUUAUGCCGAAGUCCAUGGGUUGCCUAGCCCAGUUAGAAAUGUUAUUCGAGUUACCCAAUCAAUUAUCUUUUUACCUGCAGAAAUGAGUUACAAGUCCUUUCACAGGGAUUUUUUAGCCGGCCUAGAAGAAAAUAGUACUCUUUGCGCACUCAAAUACGAUGCCUUCCGCAAAUUGUGGCAUCAGCUAACUCCACAUAUCCAAAUAAUGAGUCCCAGGACUGAUUUAUGCGAUACUUGCCAACACUUACGGAAUGAUUUGCAAUUCAAAGCUCGUAAAGAGGAAGAGGCCCAGGAUUUACUAAAGAAAUAUAAAGAACAUCUCGCUAAAGCCAAGUUAGAACGAAAUUAUUAUAACAGAAAUACCAAGUUAGCGGAAGAACAGAGAAAGCUGAUCAACCAAAAUUAUUCUGUACUGAAAGACAAAGCACCAUACUGCAGCAUUGACGCGAUCGGCAAAGUGUAUUAUCUUAGUGCUCGCAAAGUGCAUUUAUUCGGUAUCCAGGAUGAAGCGGUGCGAGAACAAAUCAACUACGUACUGGAUGAGAAUGAACUCCUUGGGAAAGGUCCAAAUGGUACGCUUAGUCUGGUCUUUGAUGGGAUUAAGCAGUUGAAUAAAGGCGAGAAGCAUUUAAAAAUUACUUGCGACAAUGCGGGUGGGCAAAACAAAAACAAUACUACCCUUUAUACUUGGCUUUACCGCAAGACCACAGUGGAUUGUGUCGAUCAUGUCGCAGAUGUGGUAAAAAGGUCCAGCAUCACCGGACUAAACAAAGCUCGACGUUAUAAUGGUGAUGAAGGUUUUCAAUAUUAUGACAUCAUAAGCGGUCUAGAAACCUAUUUCAAAAAAUUGCCUGGCCUGCAAAAGUUUCAACACUUCCUUUUUACCUGUGCUAACCCUGGUGUGGUUAAAGCCCAAGAAGUCGCUAAUGGGCCUUUGCAAGAAUUCAAACUAUUAAAAAUUAGUAAAUCCGAGGCUUCAAGGAUCAUAGAAGAAAUCAAGGCUCUAUCAUUUCCAGUGUUGGUUCCUUCUCCUAUGAAGUAUGAAAGACAAGAAUACCUUUAUAAUUAUAUUCGGCCUUUUGUCAAAGAAUCGUUUAAAGAUGUUACUUGCCCAAAACCAUCGAUGGAGGAACAGUUUUUUCUUCCGUCAAUCACCGACCCAACUCCAAAUACCAUACGUAUUGCUAAAAUCGAAGUGUAUCUCAAAAAAGCAAAUAAACCAACUCCUGUUGGGUAUCGAAUUAGUAUCCCAAAUGGGGAGCUAGCUGCACAAAAUAUGCCCCCUCAUUUUUAUAUGCGAGUAGAGCCAAAGUAUAAAAAGGAUUUUGGUUCUGUGAUGGUGCCAUAUGAUAUGAAAUAUGCCACAGGCCAAAACUUUGCUGAAAAUAAAGAGAAAAUUUGA